AUGGCCAACCACCCACUGGGCCAGCCGACCGAGACGGCGAUCGAGGGCGUCGCCCAUCCCACCGUCACGAAGUCGGAGGAUUCACCCAUUCCAUCGCGCUCGACUUCCUUGGGCGCAGAUACCCUCAUUACAGAUAUCCCUGAGAGCAAUGGGUCCACCACCGCGGGGCGGAAGCGCAAGCUGAACAGCACGUCAUCACGAGGAGUCGCCAACCUCACCCCCGAUCAAUUGGCCAAGAAGCGUGCCAACGACCGCCAGGCGCAGCGUGCAAUCCGUGAGCGCACGAAGACUCACAUCGAGGCGCUAGAACAGCAGGUUCGGGAUCUCACGUCACAGAAACCCGUUCUCGAUCUGCAGGCCGCGCUUCAGCAUAAUGAGCGCAUCCGGUCGGAGAACCGGGACCUCCGCCAGGGGCUCAAAUCAGUUAUGGAAAUCAUACAGCCCCUGCUGGCUAGACCGGAGGCCGCAGACAUACCUUCGUUCCUCUCCCAACCGAGAUCGGUCCCGCCUACAUCCCAUACCCCUCCUUUCCCCGAUACCGACCACCUAAGCACCAGCAACCAGGCUGCGGCACCAGGCGAUAAGUUAUAUGCCGAGUCUAUCGCCAGCCUUGACACACCCUCUCCGACACAUUCCGCAUCGGCUCCAGGGAGUCGACGUGACAGUCAAAAUGGAAGUCUGCAGGUCACCUCAUUCCGCGCCGUGCUGGACUCCCAACGCCAUAACAUCGCCCACGGCUUAGAUCUGAGCCUGGAGGAGCGAUUAGGAUUCAAUUUCCUUCUAGAUCCUUCUCAUAAUGUCCCAAAAGUUGAGCGGCUCCGCCCCAGCAGCUCAGAAAACUUCCACACCCUCCAGCCCUCGUCAUCACCGCUCUAUCUACAACCAUUGAACUACCCGGCCGACCACGUACCACCAGUGUUCGCUACGCCGAUCAAAAAUACUGCGCCGACAUGUACCCUAGACAGCAUAUUGCUAGACUUCCUCCACAACCGUCAACGCGAAGCCGCGCAAGGGAUCCCUCGCCAGAAGCUCGUGGGACCGCCUUACCCCAGUGUCUCUUCACUGCUGAACCCAGAGAAGAGUGCGCAAUCACACCCCCUAUCAAAAGUCUUCACGGAUAUCUUGCGCACAUUCCCAGACAUCUCAUUACUCCCCGUGCAGGUUGCCACGCUCUACACCAUGUUCCUUCUCAUGCGCUGGCAAAUUUUUCCCACGCAAGAGAACUAUGACCGACUUCCUGACUGGAUCAAGCCGCGGCCAACGCAGCUUCUCCAGCCCCAUCCAGCCUGGAUGGACUACGUGCCAUGGCCUCAUAUGCGAGACCGGCUUGUAACAUCCUAUCAGGAAUAUCCGUUUGAAAAUUGGUCCAUCCCCUUCACGCGGGGCAUGGACGUGAAUUGGCCAUAUGAAGCGACCGAUUGCCUUCUUUCUGCCGGCGACUCAGACGAACUUCUCAUCAACCCCGUCUUUGAACGCCAUAUGCGGUGUCUCUCCAAUUGGUCCCUAGGCCCGCUCUUCGCGAAGACCUACCCAGGAUUGGUGGAUACAACGCGAAUCAGACCGGAGCCGGGCAAUCAAGAACGCUCGACUUCGGUUUAG
Penicillium canariense is the source of this 1599-nucleotide messenger RNA. Its product is annotated as bZIP transcription factor. Lineage: Eukaryota; Fungi; Ascomycota; Eurotiomycetes; Eurotiales; Aspergillaceae. The transcript is spliced from 2 exons. The coding region runs from base 1 to 1599 and encodes 532 amino acids. Gene Ontology annotation, biological process: regulation of DNA-templated transcription. Gene Ontology annotation, molecular function: DNA-binding transcription factor activity. The record is from RefSeq and is a predicted model, not a curated record.